Molecule: messenger RNA, 6465 nt
Organism: Zootermopsis nevadensis
Lineage: Eukaryota; Metazoa; Arthropoda; Insecta; Blattodea; Termopsidae
Gene: Gnf1
Product: germ line transcription factor 1
Biological process (GO): DNA repair; DNA replication
Cellular component (GO): nucleus; DNA replication factor C complex
Molecular function (GO): DNA binding; DNA clamp loader activity; ATP hydrolysis activity
Source: RefSeq, a predicted model, not a curated record
ACGGUGUGUGCAAUAACAUAACGUUUGUUCUGUGAUGAGUGUUUAUUCGCAUUUUUUCACAUGAACCAUGCCCUGUAACUAAAAUGUAUGUGGUGAGGUGCAUUAGGAAAGGUUUAAUUACGAAUAUUGUUCUAAAGUAAAAUACUCAGCAUGUCACACGAUAUACGAUCGUAUUUUUUACCUACUGCCGGAAAUGGGAAGAAAGAUAAAAAUAAGCGAGAAGUGAAACGUAAGAGGCAAGUUCUCGAUUCUGAUUCCGAAGAGGAAUUCUUGCCGACGAAGGUGAAAAAUCAUAAAGGAAAUUGUGAUUUCUCAGGUAGUUGUGCCAGAAAUGGAAAGGAAAAGAAUGAUAAGUAUUCAUGCAAGUCUGAAUUGAAACCUGUGGAUGUAGGAGAUGUGUUUGGUUACAGUCAGGUUAAAAGAACUUUAUCUAGGAAAUGUGCAGAAAAAAACAAGGUCAUGGAAGAUGUUAAGCCCAAAUUGGAGAAUCAGCAUGCAAAUUCGGAUUUUGAAGCAACAUUACAGGAACUGAAUGAACAGAAACUUGUGUGUAAAAAGGAAAAGGAAAAAGCUCAUAAGAAAGAAAAAGAGAAAGAUGGACUGCAUACUUCAGAAUUAAGUGAAAGUGUUGUUGUAUUGUAUAAUAUGCCCAGAAAUGUUACAGAAGAGAGACAGAGUAAAAAUGAUAAAGAAUUAUUAAAUGACAAGAAGGAAAACAAGGAGAAAGAAGCUACCAGAUUGAGUUCCCAGGCUAGAACUUCUUCAGAUUUGCCCAAGAAAAAUAAAAAAUGUAUAGAUGUAAACCAGCAUGUGAGAAAUGAAGGUAAUAAUAAGCAGGAAGAUGUCAGAAGUUUGCUGCCUGCUGAUAGUAGCUCCAGUGAUGAUGUAUUUGAGAGGAAGAAACAACACGCAGCACAGUACCAAAGAUAUCUACAACGAGAGGGCCCAAAAAAUCCAGGGGGGAAGGCAGUACCACAGGGAAAACCAGGUUGCUUGUCGGGACUGGUGUUUGUUGUGAGCGGAGUGUUGGAGACAAUAGAUCGGGAACAGGUGACUGCUCUCGUUAAACAGUGUGGUGGUCGUGUGACUUCCAGUGUCAGCCGCAACACUAGCUACCUUGUAGUGGGAGAUGAACCUGGGCCAGCAAAAAUAGAGAAGGCAAUAAAAUUAAACACAACGCAGCUAACUGAGGAUGGGCUGUUUGAUCUGAUUCGAACAAAAUCAGGACCACCAGACAGUUCAGAAAUGCUGAGAAAAAAGUUGAAGAAACAUAUUGAUAAGGAUGAUGAGAUUAAAAGAAAUGAAAAAUGGAGUAUUCCAUCACCUGCAGAAUCUGGGGACAGCACCUUUCAUCAGCAUUCUCUCUGGGCUGAUAAGUAUAAGCCUUUGUCUACCAAGCAGAUCAUAGGUCAGCAAGGUGACCGCAGCAAUGUGAAGAAAUUGGUCAGUUGGCUGCAGGGAUGGCAUUCUAACCACUCAGGAAAGAAGAAGCUUGUACGGCCAAGUCCAUGGGCAAAAGAUGAUACUGGUAAUUUCUUCAAAGCUGCAUUGUUAUCAGGUCCCCCAGGUGUUGGGAAAACAACAACAGUGCAUCUUGUCUGUAAGGAACUUGGAUUUGAUAUUGUGGAGUUCAAUGCGUCGGAUACAAGAUCAAAAAAAUUACUGCAUGAAGAAGUUUCUGAGCUGCUUAGCAACAAGUCACUGUCUGGAUAUUUUCAGGGUGCUGCAGCAAGAAAACCAACAGAAAAUCAUGUUCUGGUAAUGGAUGAAGUUGAUGGUAUGGCGGGCAAUGAGGAUCGAGGUGGCAUGCAGGAACUGAUCCAGCUGAUCAAGAGCUGUCGAGUACCAGUGAUCUGCAUGUGCAAUGAUCGCCAUCACCAGAAAAUCAGAAGUCUCACAAAUUACUGUUUUGACCUCCAGUUUAGUAGACCCAGGGUUGAACAGAUACGGGGUGCAAUGAUGUCCAUUUGUUAUAAGGAAGGAAUAAAAAUCCACCCUGAGGCUUUAAACGAUAUAAUCACUGGUGCAAAUCAUGAUAUUCGCCAAGUGUUGCAUCACUUGUCAAUGUGGUCUGUGAAAGAUAAACAUCUCUCUACCGAAAGAGCCAAAGAGGAGUCUCACAAGGCCAAGAAGGAUAUUAAGUUGGGUCCUUGGGAUGUCUUGAAGAAAGUGUUUUCUGCAGAUGCGCACAAGACAAUGUCAAUUCAUGACAAGUCAGACCUCUUCUUCCAUGACUACAGUCUGGGUCCUCUGUUUGUGCAAGAGAACUAUUUAUCAGUGAUGCCCCACAAAGUUAGGGGCAACAGAAAGAGACAUUUGGAGCUUGUUGCGCAGACAGCAGAGAGUCUCAGCACAGGGGAUAUAGUAGAGAAGUCUAUAAGAAGUAGAAAUGCAUGGAGUUUGUUGCCUACACAGGCUAUGCUUUCAAGUGUCUUGCCUGGUCAUAUCAUGGAAGGCCACCUUACUUCCCAGAUCAGCUUUCCAGCAUGGCUGGGAAAGAACUCACGCAGAAGUAAGUUUGAACGACUUCUACAAGAACUUCACAUGCACAUGAGGCUGAGUAUCUCUGGCAGCAAGGAAGCUGUUAAUUUGGACUAUCUAACACAUCUGCGAGACUCAGUAGUGAGUCCCUUAAUCAAUAAUGGUUUGGAUGGAGUUGCUGCCACAAUUCACAUCAUGCAGAACUACUAUCUGCUGAGAGAGGACAUCGACAGUCUCAUGGAAAUCAGUCUGUGGCCCAAUCAGAAGGACCCGCUGUCUUGUGUCAACAGCAAGGUUAAAGCAGCUUUUACCCGGACAGUCAAUAAGGAAGGCAUCAUGACACCAUACUCUGUUAUAAACAUCAAGAAAAGUGCAUCGAAGUUUAACCAAGAUUCAGACAUUGUUGGUGAUGGCCAGGAUGAUGAAAAUGGAGAUGAGGUGGAGGAAGAUGAGGAAGACAUUACAAAAGAUGCAAUGAUUAAGAAGGCCAAGAAGCGACCUGCUGCAGUGAAUGAUCAUGCACCAGGAGGGAGUGGCUCAAAGAGACAGAAGGUUGUUGGUAAAGGAAUUAAAAAGAAAUGUGAUAUGGGCAAAGGAAAAUAGCUUUGCUAUUUGGCAAACUAAUGCAAGUUUCCCAGUAAGAAUUACUGUCAUUGGGAAUUACUUGUAUUUGAAAUUUAUUAGGAUACAUGUACAGUACAUCUUUUGCCAUGUUAAACUUUCAGAGUCUGACCUUCUUGUCAAAGUGAGCAUUUUUCUCAUUGAAGUGUAUUAGUUUUCUGAAUCAGGAUGGAAAUAUUACUAUAUUUACCCAAAUAUACCUCCAGAAGAAUUAGCUGUGCAUUAUAUUUGCACACAUUCCAUUCUUCUAGAAGGUGCUAUUGAAAAAUAUUGUUACAUGCUAUUUUUAAAUGCUUUUUGUCAUAUGACACAAAAAAUCUUAUAGGUUUUGUUAAAUGUGUAAUGCCGAUGAUUCUAUAGUAUACUUAGGAAGCUAUUCAAUAAAUGUAAAGUUUCAAAAUGGGGGACACAUUACUUUCACAUAAAUGCUAUUUUACCAUGGUGGGUCAUUCUUCUUUGUUUUUUGUAUUUUCCCUUUAUUUAGUCCUUGUUCUUCCCAGUGGUCAUUUAUUCAGCAUAUUUUUAAAGUGUGAACUCAUGGCAUACCACCAACAUCUUUGUGUUCCUACCUGCAGGUCAUGGCUAACAUCUUGAUUUUAGAUUUAAUCCCUUCAUGCUCAUCUGAAUAUCAUUGCUACUGCUUUUUUCAUGUUUCAUGUCAAAACAAGUGAGUAGUAACAUAUGGUAACAUUUUACAGCUUGUCUUGAAUUAUAAAUGCAACAGCAGUGUGAAUAUCGUGUCAGUUGGAAAUAAGAUAGCAGAUUAUUAUUUGUCGUUACUAUUCAUAAUGUUAGGUAAUUCAGACAACAGCUGUUUAUUAUUUUGAUUGUAAGUAAUUUUAUGUUGAAUAUUGGCAUAACUCAGUCAGUAUAGUGACUGGUUACAGACUGGACGAUCUGGGUUUAAUCCCUGACGGGGGACAGAGGAUUUUUCCUCUAGCCUCUAAGUCCAGACCCAUUCUGGGGCCCACCCAGCCUCCUAUCUAAUGGGUACCAGGGUCCUUUCCCAGUGGUAAAGCACGGCCAUGGCUUGAUGCUGACCACCCCCCCAUCUAGUGCCGAGGUCAAGAAUAAGUAGGAGCUAUACAACCUCUCCCCCCAAGGCCUACAUGGCACAUAGUGGGACAGCUUUACUUCACUUUUUUUUAUUUUUACUAGCUUCUUUGGUAUUCCGAAUUCAAUGAGAAUAUUGUAUAACUUCUCUCUUAACAGAGUUGUAGGCUUUUUUAAAUCUAUGAACAGCUGAUGUGCAGUCCCACUUUUUCUAAGCUAUGUCUCCUCUCCCCCCAGGUGCCUACUUAGCAUGUAGUGGGACAGCUUUACUUUUUUAACUGUUGGGUUCACAUCAUCUGAUUUUGUUUUAGACUGUCGAAGAAGGGACUUGCCACUAAAUACAUGUAACAUAUUAACACAUUUAGAGUGCCCAGUGUCUACUGUUGUCUGUUGUCUGCAGUCAAGUACUUUUGUUAUUGCAUAGAAGUGAUGUGAAAAGCUAUCAGAAUUUGUAAAUGCAGUAGCAUGAAGCUUUAACCCUGUGAAAUAGUGGUGAUUGGGAGUACUAUUUACUUUAAUGCCUACCAUAUUAGCAUUUCACCCAGUGUGUCAUCACUUGUAUUUGCUUCUCGGUAUAAACUGCAAUUGUUAUAUAAAUUAGAUAUUAGAGACUACAUGAUUUCUUGGAAAUAGAAACCAAAUUUUGUAAUAUUGUCUACAUGAAUCUCACCGUUUAAAUUGUUGCACUGGAUUAUUUUGAUAUAAAUAUUAAUGAAAAUUAUGGCAGGAUGCCUGUAUGGACUGAAAGUAAUAUCUAGAGCUCCUCAUGGCAUGAGGUUUUAUCAAGGUUAUGAUUAUUCAACUGAUUAAGAGAUUUCCUGUUUUUAUGGGCCAUGCUGUUAAACUCUCCUGAUUAACCUGCGUCCUGAGGACAUCUUCAAACUGAUUUGCCUAAUGUCCAUUUUAACAUUAUCCUACAUCCAUUCAUUUUUGAUUUAUGUUUACGUAAAACAUUUGACUAAAAAAAUUUGUAUUUUUUGUAAACAUUCUUCUUAUUGAGUCUAGUAAGUUCUGUAUGAAACAGUUUAUGUGAUGGUGAACAUGUGGCAAGAGGAACUGGUUAAUUAAGGUACUUUAGUCAGUUCACAAAUUAUUUUUUGUUUUCAUUGCUUAUUUAUUGAGUGUAGCUGGUUUUUACAGUGCACCAAUAUUUUUCUGCUGGUUAUUCUUUUUAGGAGAUCUGAGGUGCAGCUGUCCUGACAGGUUUUUCAUGAUUUUCCUCAGUGUCUUCAGGCAGGUGUUAUUAUAAUACCCUAAAAUAGGUCAUAAUUUCUUCAAAAUCCUUUUCAGUUCACUAAUCACCUUACCAUUUGAUGCUGUAUGACCCAAACAGUUGGAAUGAUAAAUUUAUGAAUGUUAGUAUUUGAGGUUUUCACGGCUGGGUUAUAGUGCUGUAUAGUCUCCUAGAAGUUUGCCAGUGUUUCAGGGGUCUUUGCUGCCUCCAUCACUAGGGUAAUAAUUAAAACUUCUACCAGACUAUAUGGUGCUACAACCCAGAAGACAGCCACCUUAAUUUAUGAAUGAGUUAUCCCCUACAUACGUGAGUCAUGAUAUUUAACUAAAUUACUUGUGAAGAUGGCUGUCUUCUUAGUUUUUGCGCCAUGUAGUCUGGUAGAAGUUUGCUGACAUUUCAGAGGUUCUUGCUGCCAGACUACACAGCGCAACAACUGAUAGCCAUCUACAGACUCUCCACCAUGAAAACCUCAAAUCCUACAUAAAUUACUUGUUCCUUGAAGUGAGGUCAAUAUGUUUGGUUGAUUGCUUACCCAUUAAAUUGGCUGCCCUUAUGCUUGGUCAUUGAAAAUGAACAGUAAAAUGUUGCAGUUGCAUCCUAAAUGUAUAUUCUGUUUCUUAAAAGUACAUGUAUGAAGAAUGUCAAGUUAUAGCAUUGUUUGUGAAUUUUGUACUUUUUUAAACUGAUUUCUUUUUGUUUCUUUAAAACAUAGAGUCAUUAACAACGGAACACGAUUGCUGCCUGUCUUGAACUUGAGAAUUCAAAAUUAAGCUUAAAGGACAACUCUUGUAGGAUUUGACUUUAUUUCUUUGCACCUACAAUGUACUUCAUAUUUGCUUUUUUUAUAUUUAUUAAUACAAAUAUUUUAGCCUCAAAGUUGGCCUGAUAUCAGAACUUUCAUAGUUAAAAUUAUAAUUUUAACUAUUGCUCCUUAAUCUCAUCACAUGAUCAAUUAUUGUUAAAAUAUUCUACAUAUUUGUUACAUAAAAAUUAGUUAUUAAGUGUGUUUCUCCAUGGUGCACUGUCUUUUUUGAAAAAUAUGUAGCUGAUUAGCAGGUAAAGAAAUUUCCUGCUUU